Molecule: messenger RNA, 501 nt
Organism: Entrophospora sp. SA101
Lineage: Eukaryota; Fungi; Glomeromycota; Glomeromycetes; Entrophosporales; Entrophosporaceae
Source: the annotation of a GenBank genome assembly
AUGGAAUUGGAUCAUGAUCCAAUCAAUUCUUCUUCUCCCCCUCAUUCUUCUUCAUUCAAUAAAGCAACAGUGGUAACAGAUCCCUUUACCACACCUGUUCGUAAUAGUAAUAGUAGUAGUCCAAAACAACAACAAUCUCUUGUUCAGAAAAAAUUAAAAAGAUCAUUUCGAAUAUAUUGUGAUAACUGUUUUAAAUGUUUUUUUAGACGUUUAACAUUUACACCAGAUGGAGCACUUUUAAUAACCCCUUCUGGUCAAUAUCAGACUGAUUUAUUUAAUAAUGAUGAUAGUCAAAACACAGGGUGUCUAUAUUUAAGAAACAUGUUGGAUAAGUCAGAUGAUGGAAAUACACUUGUUGUUACAUCCUUUGAUGGUUAUUGUUCUAUAGUGACAUUUGAAGAGGGUGAACUUGGUGAACGGUACCUUGUUGUUGAGGAAAAAUCAGAAUUUCCCAAUAAUGGUAAUGAUAAUAUGAGUGAACCCUAUUUAACUAGUUGUUAA